AUGCUCUCCAAACUCAAAUCCGCCAUAUCCCCCCCACCCCCUCGCAAAGCCCCCAUCCCCAUCAAAACAACCUACACCUCCCUGCCCAUCACCCUCCCCCCAUCCUUCCUCACCACCCCACUCCCCGACGACGCCCUCCCCAUAACCAUAACCCCGAUCCCCUGGCCCCAAACCCCCCUCCCCGAAUACGCCCCCCUCUACGCCACAGUCCUCGAUAACGUCCUCUCCCCCUCCGAAUGCGCCCAACUCCUCCGCCUCGUCGAAUCAACCGUGCCCCCCCUCGGGGCGGAAGGCGCCGAACUGCGGCGCAGCGAGACAGAUCCGUGGAUGCCGGCGUUGGUAAAUGUGGGAGGGGGGUUUGAGGUGUUGGAGGCGGGGUAUCGGAAUGGGGAGAGGAUUGUGUGGGAUUGUCAGGAGGUGGUGGAUCGGGUGUGGGAGAGGUGUGUGGAGGCGGAGGGGGGGAGGUUGAAGGGGAGGUUUGCGAGGAUUGAGGAGGGGGAGAGGGAUUUGGUUGGGUAUUCGGCUGUUGUGGGAAGGGGGAAGGGGGAUAGGGGGGAGAAGGCGAGGAGGAGGGUGGAGGGGGGUGCUGGUGGUGAUGGGGAAGAGGAGGAGGAGGAAGAGGAAGAAGAGGCGUGGUGGGAGUUUUUGAGGGUGAAUGAGAGGAUGCGGUUCUUGAGAUAUGGGAAGGGCGGGUUUUUUAGACCUCACUGCGACUCACCCUACCGAGACGUCCAAGACCCCUCGCGUCGCAUCGUCACCAUGUUCACCAUCCACCUGUACCUCAACGACUCCAAGGCCGAGGUGCCCGGGGCAGACCUCGUAGGAGGGGCCACCACUUUCUUCUCGAACGACGAGAAGCGCAGGCUGGAUGUCCAUCCCAAGGCCGGGCGUGUGCUUAUCUUCCAGCACCGGAGACUCUUGCAUUCGGGGGAUGAUGUGCUGGCUGGGACAAAGUACACGAUGCGGACGGAUAUUAUGUAUGAGUUUAAGAUUAGGAAGAAGCGGAGGGGCAACGAGGAGGAGAGCGAUGUGGUUCAGUAA
This is a messenger RNA of Dichotomopilus funicola, 1041 nucleotides long. RefSeq names its product prolyl 3-hydroxylase 2. The record is from RefSeq and is a predicted model, not a curated record. Gene Ontology annotation, molecular function: procollagen-proline 4-dioxygenase activity; L-ascorbic acid binding; iron ion binding. The coding region runs from base 1 to 1041 and encodes 346 amino acids. The transcript is spliced from 2 exons. Gene Ontology annotation, cellular component: endoplasmic reticulum. Gene Ontology annotation, biological process: peptidyl-proline hydroxylation to 4-hydroxy-L-proline. Lineage: Eukaryota; Fungi; Ascomycota; Sordariomycetes; Sordariales; Chaetomiaceae.